Molecule: messenger RNA, 969 nt
Organism: Cooperia oncophora
Lineage: Eukaryota; Metazoa; Nematoda; Chromadorea; Rhabditida; Trichostrongylidae
Source: the annotation of a GenBank genome assembly
AUGUUGACCCAGAAAGGCCGAGAACCAUUUAUACGAAUGAAACUGUUCAUGCGUGAGGUGUCCCAGUCGGCCACUAAGGAUCUUGCGCAAAAAGAGCUUGAUAAAGUACAGACGGAGGGCACUGCCGACGUGAUGAUCACCAAAGACAAGGAUCUCUUCAAUGAAACUGAUAUGUCGCCACCAAUCAAAGUUAAGCGUGAAAUCAUCGAAGAUGAGGAGGAAGUGAUCGUUUUGCCGCGCUCCGAAUUCGACACGAUGAGCACCGGCACGCCAGACGAUGCGCCCGAAUCUGGAGCCGACGUCGAAGAUGUCGACACCGCUCUUCUCGUACGAAAAGUCAAAGAUCGCCUUCACUUACAUGGAAUUUCACAAAGAAUUGAGGCCGGACUUCCGCUGGAAAGGAACCUUGUAAAUGGGAAUGGCAAGCGCCUGCCUGAACCGCCCUAUGAACCGCCACCUCGGAAAGUGCAGCGCACGAUAAUAACGGAACAGCAAAAGGAGGCUCUUCGAUUCGUUUUCCAGCAUGAACAUCACCCAAGUCAAAAGACUGUUGAGCUGUUAUCACUGAAGCUGAAUUUGAAUAUUCGAACGGUGAACAAUUGGUUUCAUAAUCAUCGAACAAGGCAGAAAGCAAGUUUGAAAGAAGGAAAAGUUUAUCCUCCUGCAGUGGGAUCGAUUCCCACCAGCAAGAAUUGGCAGCAGGACCUGCAUGCAAUCCUUGAGAAUGCCUCCCGGUACGCUCUUCUCGAUGACGCUCCUCCAACGAUGGUGCCCGUUCCGGCGACUCCACUUUUCACAACCGAACGGUCGGCAAAUUCGUCCCUGGUGGUGUCGACGUCUGACGAUCACCCGCCCGCUACGAACUCGUCCUCCCCGCUCUUCCCCUCCGAGGAUCGCAGUGAAAAGGCCAGCCAAUUGGAUCGAGCGGUGGCCAAAAUGCGAAUGUUGGCCGCCUCAAAGAGUUCAUAG